Messenger RNA from Guillardia theta CCMP2712, 1083 nucleotides. RefSeq lists its product as hypothetical. Gene Ontology annotation, molecular function: oxidoreductase activity. NCBI's taxonomy places the organism in Eukaryota, Cryptophyceae, Pyrenomonadales, Geminigeraceae. The coding region runs from base 1 to 1083 and encodes 360 amino acids. The transcript is spliced from 16 exons. The record is from RefSeq and is a predicted model, not a curated record.
AUGAAACUGAUGGGCUUUGACCCUCAACCGCUUGAGAAUGAUGGCGUUCCCGCACGCUACUUGGCAGACUUGGAUGAGGAUGAUUUCAUGCUCUUGGGGCUCUCGCAGGAACAGGCACGACUUUUGGUGUCCGACGUACAAUGUCUUAUUACAGGCGUACCGGUGGAGUUAGAGCUUGCCGAUGCUCCAACUUCAGCGGCCGGGUCGCUUCUGUUGAAUCACCUGGAAAGGGGAAGCGAGCAAGAUCAAAUCCUUGCCGCCAAGACUUUGCCGAAAAUCUGUCCAAGAGGGGAGAAGCGAGUAGUGUCAGCACUGGCGUGCAAGGUGCAGGGCAUUGAGCUAGAGGGCUGCUCACCGAAGCUCUUAGUCGUCGUGAUUGAAGCUUUGAGAGAGCUGGCUCCCAAGGGCGAUUCUGGGAUGAUCAACAGUCUGAGCAGAUACCUUUUUGUCGAUGAUGCGAAGGUGCGACGAGCGACGAUUAUGGCACUGCAAGGUAUCAUAGAACAAGACGAGAGGAACCUCAAGUUGGCAAACAUGCUGCUUGCUCACCUCGAAGACUCCGACCCUUCGGUCCGUGCUGCUGCGACUGACGCUCUCGGAAAUUUCAAGAAGAACGAUGAAGACAUCCUGUGGGGUAUCCGUCACAAGAUCGACUUCGGAGACCAGAACUCCUUGUCCAUUGUCUUCCACGCACUUCAAGACCCCGAAGAGCAGGUUCGGUCGUCUGCAGUCAAGGUGAUCACCGACGCGAGCCUCAGCGCUCGUGACGACGGAGUACGCGAGAGAUUCUUGAGCCUCACGCUGCAGUACAUGCUGCAUCCUCUCCCUGCUGUCCGACAGUCGGCUGUGCAGGUUGCAAGCAAAGUGUCGCUCAAAGGGAAUCAGAGGAUAUGUGGUCAGAUGCUCUUCAUGCUGCAGGAUUCAGACUGGGGGGUGAGAAGAGAGGCAGCGCUUGCCUUGUCACUGCUGGGGGAUCGCACGGACGACAAAGUGAUGCAGGGCUUGCAGGCGCUCCAGGGAGAUUGCGAGCGCCAUGUCAGAGAGGCAGCAAGAGAAGCUUCUACACGGCUGCAAGGAACUUGA